Trichobilharzia szidati is the source of this 343-nucleotide messenger RNA. The record is from the annotation of a GenBank genome assembly. Lineage: Eukaryota; Metazoa; Platyhelminthes; Trematoda; Strigeidida; Schistosomatidae.
AGAUCCACUGUCACUAUCUGCAAAAUGAAACUGGAAGUAUUCUUUUCACUUAUUUGCCUGUUAACUAUCCAAUCAUUUAUUCAAUCAAAACCACUAGGUAAUUCUGAUGAAGGCGGAGUGUGGAGUUUCACACCAAAUCGUCUAUCAAGUGGACGAAUGUAUCAGUUUGUACGUGUCUCUCCUGAUCAUGAGAAAAAGUAUGCCAAAAGAGGACCAGAAAUACUUUGGGAAUUAGACUGACAUGUCAGAAUGAAAUAAACAAUUAUUACAUUUGUGUGUGUGAGAAUAUGUUGUUGUGGCGGUGUGGUUAUUAAAAUUACAAAAUAAAAAUUCAUUAAAACGC